Molecule: messenger RNA, 435 nt
Organism: Seminavis robusta
Lineage: Eukaryota; Bacillariophyta; Bacillariophyceae; Naviculales; Naviculaceae
Source: the annotation of a GenBank genome assembly
AUGAGUGAACAACAAGAGCACUUGGGCAGCGUCAAUGAGAUCAGCGGUAGCAGCAGUCUGGAUUGCGUCAAACUGGCCAAGACAAUUGAAGAGCACCCAGAGUUGGCAUACAAAAGGAAUUAUAGUCUUCAUGGCUUCGAUGUCAUCCCUCUUUAUGAACUGGUGGCAAAAGGAGCCAACUUGCAAACUGUUGUAACUGUCUACGAUUUGGCUCCUGAUGCCAUUGAAUCUGCCUACCACGAGCAUCCUACUAGUGUCACGAGGCCGAGGACGAGGAAAAUCCAACCGGGAUUGGAAAUGCUUUCCAAAGAAAGGUCAAGACCCAGUGUCCUCUUGUUUCUGAUCGAGAAAUACCCAGAUUUGGUGGCCUCUCUGGAAGUCUAUGUUGCUGGCCGUAUCAUCCGCAAUCUCCUGUGCAAUGUUACCCACCUCAAC